This is a messenger RNA of Bombus terrestris (buff-tailed bumblebee), 12598 nucleotides long. RefSeq names its product paired box protein Pax-6 (gene toy). The record is from RefSeq and is a predicted model, not a curated record. Lineage: Eukaryota; Metazoa; Arthropoda; Insecta; Hymenoptera; Apidae. The transcript is spliced from 10 exons. Gene Ontology annotation, molecular function: RNA polymerase II cis-regulatory region sequence-specific DNA binding; DNA-binding transcription factor activity, RNA polymerase II-specific. Bases 998 to 2542 code for a protein of 514 amino acids. Gene Ontology annotation, biological process: regulation of transcription by RNA polymerase II; anatomical structure development.
ACUCUGAUGGUCAAUCGGGCGCCGCGCACCGCAGCAGUGACGCGUCACUGCACCCCUGUUUUCGAGUUGCACGUGUUUCUUUCCUCUUCACCGACGCUCACGUUCAAUUGUCCUCUUCUCGUUUUCCUUGGUCAGCUUGCCGCGAUAACGACCGAUAAACACAGUAUACGAGACUCGCCCGCCCGAAAAUACCGAAAUAGUCGUUGCCGAUGGUAGAGAGCGACGUUGUUCUCGCGACGCGGUCAUUCUAUCACGUUCCGUCGAAUCUCGUCUUCGAUCGCAGACCACGGGUCUCGUUCGUGUUUCCGUGAACGACGAAUCGUUCAUCGUCAUUGUCGUCGUCGUUGUCGUUUCGUGGUUGUCGAUUUUUCCUGUGCCGAUUUGCAACACAGGAGGCAAUCUUCGUUUUAGAUCGAUUUGCAGCUAAGCUGCAGUGGUGAAUUCCGUUACGAGCAUUUCGCGCCACUUCCGUUUUAAACUGUGCAAUUCUCAGUGAUCAGUGAGACCGUUUCCAAGAAGAUCUACGAUACGUACAGCGAGAUUCAUCUGUUUUCGAAGUCGUGGCGAAUCGAGCCGCUCGAAUAGUACCGCUGGUCGAGCUGCGUUCGAAAAGUGUUGUGAACAUCCCGCGGAGACACGUAGCUGCGGAUUGUGCUUUUAGCUGGUGACUGGAUCCGGCCUGACCACGGCCAUUCUCGACACGCACUGUGUUAGCGUGGCCGGAGGUGGCGGCGGUGGCGGAGGCGGCGGCGGUGGAGGCGGUGGAGGCGGUGGAACGGUCGGCGGCGGUCGGCUGAACCUGCACCUUCGUCCUUGCGGAGGCGGCGGUGGCGGUGGCGGCAUCGCCGGAAGUGACAGCGCUUCGGAUUACCCGCCAAGUGCUACGGCAGCGCGGAGCAGGGAAGCGGCGGCGGCGGCGCUGCACGCGGCAAGAACCCUGUUGGGCGCGGGGGUGGCUAACCCUUGCUCGCCCACCCCCGAACCGCCCUUCUGGAAGAUGCCACACAAAGAGGAGGACUUGAUGCACGGGGGUGGUGCGGGUAUUGGCGGGGGUUCUAUGGUCGGACAGAACUCAAUAUUUGGGUGCUCGGCUGCAGGACACAGCGGGGUUAACCAGCUUGGCGGUGUUUACGUCAACGGCCGACCAUUACCAGACUCGACAAGGCAGAAGAUCGUCGAACUGGCCCACAGUGGUGCUAGGCCCUGCGACAUCUCGCGCAUACUGCAAGUCAGCAAUGGAUGCGUUUCCAAGAUCCUCGGCAGGUAUUACGAGACUGGUUCGAUCAAACCACGUGCAAUCGGUGGUAGCAAGCCACGCGUAGCGACCACACCAGUGGUGAACAAAAUCGCCGAUUACAAACGAGAAUGCCCGUCGAUUUUCGCCUGGGAGAUCCGUGAUCGACUGCUGCAAGAAGGUGUUUGCAACAACGACAACAUUCCAAGCGUGUCGUCCAUCAACAGGGUGCUGAGGAACCUGGCCUCACAGAAGGAGCAACAGGCUGCGGCGGUGCAGGCGCAUCAGGGUGCCGAGAGCGUGUACGAUAAGCUUCGGAUGUUCAAUGGGCAGGCUGCAGGCUGGCCACCGGCUUGGUAUUCCGCUACGCCCUCUCAUCAUCCCUUGGCCACUGGAAUUCCAACGGCAGCGACCCCCGGCUCUGGCCAGUCGCUGCUGCCCGGCAGCCAGCUUCAUGGUCGAGACGAUUCUCUGCUCAAACGAAGCGAUACAGGUUCUUUGUUGUCGCAUCAGCAAGAAACAACGUCAGAUGGGAAUUCGGAGCACAACUCGUCCGGCGACGAGGACUCGCAAGUUCGACUGAGGCUAAAACGAAAGUUGCAGCGCAACCGAACAUCCUUUUCCAACGAACAGAUCGACAGCCUCGAGAAAGAAUUCGAGCGGACACAUUACCCGGACGUGUUUGCACGGGAGCGUCUCGCUGAGAAGAUUGGAUUGCCUGAGGCACGUAUCCAGGUGUGGUUCAGUAAUCGCAGGGCGAAGUGGCGUCGAGAGGAGAAAUUACGGAACCAAAGGAGAGCAGCCGUCGAUCAGGUAGUCGGCGGAGGCAGCAGCGGGGGUGGUAGCAGCACCGCGCCCCCAGCUGCGACCCCUGCCACACCACGGUUACCCUUAAACGCCGGAUUCAACGCCAUGUACUCGUCGAUACCGCAGCCGAUCGCUACGAUGCCUGACACUUACAGCUCGAUGUCGAGCAGCUUGGGCGGGUCAAUGGGUGGAAGCUGUCUUCAGCAGCGCGCCGAGGGAUAUCCGGCGUACGUGUUCCACGAGCCUCUUCACUCUCUGACGCAGUCUUACUCCCACGCACACAGCACUGCUGCGCACUCGCAACCCCAUCGUGGUAUACCGACCUCUCAUGGUGGAACCCCCACCACGCCAGGAGGACAGCCUGCAGGACCAGGUGGUGCACCCUACCAGCCGACGACCUCGACCGCGACUGGUGUGAUAUCGGCUGGCGUCUCGGUUCCCGUGCAGAUCCCGUCUCAAACACCAGACCUGACCGGCAACUAUUGGCCGAGGCUCCAGUGAUCCCAGCUCUUCGGGUUCCCGCCCGCGAGCUUGCUCGUCGGCCAGGAGAGCCCGCCGCCACCGACAGCCACCCCUGGUGCAGUGUCCCGGCCGCUGCUCGCUUCCCUCGGGAUACCGACGCAGCCAGCGCAGCAUCAGCCUUCGAACACACCGGCUACCACUCCCGUGCACACCUCUGACACCAGUGAGUGAACCAACCGAUCAAUCUCUUCGGACGCUCUCUUGCAGAGAUGGUCGCGCGCGCGAUACUCGAUCACACGAGACGGUUCGUUGCCGUACGGCGAAUCGCCGACCUCGAUCACUGCGUUCAUCGCGAUCGCGUCAUGAUGGCGCGCGAUGACAUUCGAACGAGAUAAUCGACGACGCUUGUUCAGCGUCGCUCCGAACACACGUGGAUUGUGACUUUGCAAGUUUAGCGGGUCAGCAGUGUUCCUAGAUGGAUCUUUUUCUUUUUUGUUUUUAAAUUAAUAUCAAAGUAACUUUUUUUUUCAUACGUUAUGAUUUUAUUCUUACGUAUACGGCACUGCUGCGUUAUUCGAAUAAGAUUGUUUUCUAUUUCUGGAUCGAUUAAUGGAUGUAUUUACUUACUGAUCGAUUCUUCGGUGUCGUAUGACAAUGUGUUAUUAAAAGUAUAGCGUGGAGAGUUUUUUCGUUGUUUUAUAUUGCAAUAUUUUAGGAUCGUGUUUUAUGUGAUUUAUUAUAGGAAUUUGUUUUCGAGUUUCAUAUUAUGAAUAUUAUUUUAAUACAGUUUAACUGUUCUCUUUUAUCUAACCGAUGUAUAUAUUCGUUUGUUCUCUUCUUUGCAAUAAGUAAACUGGCUAGGACGAGAAGUACUUGCUGUAUCUGUCUUACUUAACAAUUUGGGACAUAUAAAUACCGAUUAGCAAUGUUCACGUUCGAUAUCCUCCAUAUUCGAUACGAUCAUCUAACGUAUUCGAUUUUCUAUUGUUUCGAAUUUAGAGGUACCGCACGUAAUCUAGUUUAUCGAGAGAAUAAAAACAAAGAAUCAACGUUUCAGCCAUAAUUCGUUUUCAAAGAGUUGUGUUCUCCCACUUUCUCAGAGUCACAGGGAAAGGGUUGCACGAAUGAGAUCAGGUAACCUGUUAAGGGACCAGCGCAACAGGAGUUGAAAAAAGGGAAUAAAAGGUUAACGAGUCCGCUUUAAUUCGAUUAAUUACCCGUUGGAAGCUUGCCAAAUCUCGACAACUAGCGGACACUGCUGAUCGUUACUUUGGGUCACCGAAAAAACAAGUACGCACACUCUGGUUCAGAAUUUGCGAUUAAACACCCUCGUAACGGAAAGUACGCGCGCGAAGCGUUCGUUGUUCCAUUGAAAUCGAAGAAUCCUUUCAAAUAUCUUUCGCUAUUUUAAAUACGAACGAUCGCAAAUUCUCGCGCACUUUGCGCGUUAACCUCUCGAGUCGGCAAUUACGCACGAACGAAUUCGUCAAAAUUCAGCAAGUUUCUUAACACUUUCGCCGACAUGUAGAUAUUUUUGCAACGUGCUUGAAAACCCACUUCUAAUUGUUGUGUAGUAAUACAACGUACAAUAAGUAGAGUACCGUGUUACUGAAAUUAUUAUCUAGAUUCUAGAUGGUGGAUAUAUUAUGUAAAUUCAGAUUUCUAUGAACGCAACCAAAGACGAUAAACUUAUAUCCAAGAAAAUGUAUUUUUUCACAUUGUAUAGAUUUUUAUCAUAUUUCAAUUUUCCCAUAAACAUCCGCAGUAUCGUAUCGUAUCGUAUCGUACAACGUACUAAAUUUCGGUAUAUGAUCUUUAUUAAGAAACGAUUACAAUCGUUUUACCCGCCAAAGUGUUAACAAAUACGUACAGACAAACGAUAAUGUAUUAACAAACUGAUACGUACACAUCGAAUUGCCAUGAACGAUAAAGUUAUGACGACAUACGCUUCUUGUACCUACGCGAAACUGAUUUGAGGGGUUAAAGAACAUUGAUUGCGUCAGAAACUCCACGUAAGCUUAAACUUCUUGAAACAGGUGUCUACUUGGUACAUUUUAGUGUCGGAAAAUCGCGUCGAUCGUCGCGCGAACGCGAUGUAUCAAAGAUCGAGGCGGACGCUCAUCGUCCUUUCAUUGAAUCGCGUUUAAUCUAGUGGUCAUAGACGUAUACGCAUGACCCGGGUCACGCAGGGUAUAUUAUCCAUCUACUCACAACAGUGUACAAAUGAACGUAUCGGCGUCGAACAUGUUCGUUAGACGAUCCAAUGUACGAGAUGCUACAAGUAUAUCGUAUUGCAAUAUACAUUUAAAACAUAAUAUUUGAAAUUUUAUAUAUCAGUGAACGAACAUCAACGAAGUAGGUUAUCUAAUGUAUAUAAGUAGCAUGGUGUUAAUAUUUUCUUUGUUGUUUAUCUCGAUAAAUUUUCAAAUUUGGAAAUUUUAAGUUGAAGAAUGACUUCGUUCCUUACGAGUAUCGUUGCGAGGAAACAGAAUGUAACACAUUCGUUGCUACCGACGCAUAUGUUGCGUCAAAUAAGUUAGUAGCCGCUGAUUGUUGCAUUUUAGUUUCUCGACGGAAUCCUUUAGAAAGAUGAAUAAGAUAGUAACGUAUUGGAAGAAACACAAUUUUGUUUGUAACGCGGAUGUUCCCUACGAAAAAGGAAAGUAUGAAUCGAAGGGUAAACUGGCGUAUUAUAGUAUCAGCGUAUAGUAUUAACGAUCGAUAGCGACAGCUUCCUUAAUUUUAUGCGGACUGUGAAUUUAAAACGAUUGAAUAGCCGGAGUCUUUGACAAAAGUUCAAACUAUUAAUCGAAAUUAGAUAUAGGCCAGUGAAGUGGAAGCAAUUUGAAAGUAAAAAUCCUUUUAAAAUCUAUCAUUCUUUCAGAAAUCUAACAAAAAUCUAACAAAUUCAAAUAGAAUCUAUGAUAAUUCGAAAUGAAAUAAAAUAUCCUUAUUUCAACUAUUCUAAAAGAAGUAUAUCUUUUUACUCGUAGUAUGAAAAUAAUUUCAAACUUCCAUUUGUGUAUUGUUAUCGCUUGCGGGCGUUCUUAUAUCUCUCGAUCGAUGACUGGCAAGAUUCGUUUAUCGAAUUUUUCACGCGUGGCUGUGGUACGCAUGACAGCCGAGCGAUUCGCGUGGAAAUUUCGAGGGAUUCGAAGACAGAGGGAGGAAGGGCGGGCAUCCGCUGCAAAUAUUCUCGCGAGACUUUAGGGUGGCUCUGGCCAAGCUGGCUGCCUUUGUAAGGGUGGGAGCCGCGGGGAUUGAUAGCUACCUCGAGGGUGGCUUUUUUCGCCGGCCGGCCAUCACGCUUGCUCGCAGAUAUGGCGUCGGCUGACAACGUUCCACCAGCCAGAAACUUGCUUCGGAAAAGUGACUGCUUACGAGAUCGAACUUCCCUCGUCGAGUGGAAAUUCGUAGACAAGUUCCGCGAAAGUCGUAGAGAACAUUUUUGUAGCGAUAAAGAUUUUCGUUCAUCGAAAACGAUAAAGAAAUUGAUUUCUCUUUGUUUCUUUUUUUUUUUUCUUUCUAAGAAAUGUUUCAUUUCUAUCGUUGGAUUUGCAUCGCGACACGUUAUGUUGUUGACAGUGUAACAUGUUUUAAAGCUUUCGACACUUAUUUAAGAGAUUAAUCGUUAGUCAGCUUUGGUCUUUCGUCGAAUCAAUUUUUAAACCAUAGCUAAUAAACUAUAAACGACAAACUGUAACGAAAUAAAAAUCAGUAUUUUUUUACGUUUGAAAAAAUAUUCAUUGUAUCUUGCACCCUUGCAUGACCAGCAAUCUUUGUAGAUACUUUUCUAACAAGAUUCGAAAAGUGUGUGUAACUCUUUUGUUGUGUAACUUCCCUUUCAAUCUAUGGACGGGAUAUCUCGCAAGGCGAUGUUUAAAAAUUUGUUUUAUACCAAAAGUUUAUUCCAAAAAGUUGUAAACGGCGGAAAUAAACACUCGUGAUAUUUCACCCAAAGCGUCGUAAAGGGCUUAACGACGUUAACUAUAAUUGAACGUUGGAUAUGUAUUUUCACACAUUUUUAAAACAAAAAAGGAAAUCUUUUAUUUUUUUUAUCGAUUUACAAGUUAAAAUUUGUUUUGUCUCUACUUAUUUUAUUUUAAAUAUUUUAACGUUAAUAUUUAACAAAUAAAAUGUUACUUUUAAGUGUUAAAAAGUAGAUACGCGAGAUAUCUCGUUCGAAAGCAUCGAACGACGAGGUCGCAUCGCGAGUUAUCUCGAUCGUAAGUGCAACUAUUUUUAAAUUAAGCAACUAAAGAAUCGUCUUUACGAUAAUUAUCAUCGUCUAAGAUAAAAUUUCCAAAUCACGUUCGCUAUAAUCUAAAUAGUAACUCUGCAAAAAGAUUCGUAAAUUGCCAAACGACGCUCAGUCGCGAUGGAUCGUCUCACGAACCGUGUUCUGACGCAGGCGGAACGCACUUCAGCAGGAUUCGCUCUAACUACGUAGGUCCUCGCGUAAUCUCGUUUGAGAGACCGAGCCUCUUUCUCGCAGACUUUACGAAGGGUUCAAGGAUACAGCGUUAGCUUUAGGACUCCUCCAACUAGUCGAACAAGAAAAACGUGUUUCUCAAACCGACUCCCUCUCUCUCUUUUCCUCUUCUCAUGCUCCACCAAGGACACGACGAUAUAUCCUCGUCGUGCACCAAGCACGUUCUCUAUAUUUCUCCCCCUGGGUACGAAAAAGGGGUGGUCCCAUCCCUUGGUCCAAACUCCACGCGAUUCUAGAUUAAGACAAUCCAAUCUGUAGCUGGUAACGAAAAGAAUAAGAGGAAGAAGAAGAAUAAGAAGAAGAAGCAGCGGAAGAUGAAGAAGGAGAAAUAAGAAAAAAAAGAAAUAAAAUAAAAUAGAUUUGCUCGAUCGUUAUCGACCGAUCGCGGAACCACUCGAACAGAGAGGAUACUUUAGAGUAUAUAUAUUAUAUGCUUUGUAAACGCGGGAAUCACACGUUUUCUAGAAGCACAAGUCACGCCGAGAGAACGUUUCACGAACGUGUUACCACGAAAAGAAAAAAGAAAGAAAAGGAAGAAAUACGUAGAGUUAUCGAAGACGAGGAGAAACGAAGCUUCAUUCGCAUCGCAAGUUGAAAGAAUUUCCUUUCGUAAACGAACUGUCUCUUUCUUUUCUCUCUUCUUGCUUUCUCUCCCCUUUUUUUACCGACAGUUCGAUUGCCCGCGAUCGAAGCAAAUUCCCUCGUCGAUUUUCUUGUAUAAAGGCGAUUGUAAAAUAGCAUUUGUUAUACUCUUCUUAGCCUGUAAUGUAAAUUAGACAGAAAUCGUCGACACGCUGUGUAUAUACGUUUAGAUAAGCGAAAAGACGGUCGUUUCGGUACCGUUCGAUCGUAUACCACUUUAUAGAAAUCGUACACAUACACGCAUACACACGCUAACAUAAAGAAACGGAAAUCUCUUUGCCACGUGUAUUCGAUGUUCUCCCUUGGAAACCGGAAACGGACGAUCGACCGCCUCUGUCGUUGCGAAGAGUGGAAAAAUUGACGGCGGGAGUGGUCCAUCGACGUUCGAGGACGCGACCCGAGCCUACUUUUAUUAUUCGCUCAUUGUUUUCACGCAAAUGUAUACCGUUCGAGGUUGCAAAGUUGGCUAGCGGAUCGAAUAUACAUCUGAUCAAUUUACAUGUUAUAUCAAAUACAAUAGAACAAGCUUGGAAAUAGCGCGCGUAUGUGUAUCUAUUGUUAUUGGUCGAAUUGCUCACAUAUCGAUUAUCCGUAGACCGCGAAUAUUUGUGCAAAUAUUAUAUUUUUCUGAAUACCAUCGAAGAGGUGGAACCUUAGCAGAGAUUGAUGUUAUCUAAAUAUUAUGACAAGUAGAAUCUGUAUGGAAGGAAAUGGUAUAGCGAGAUUAGAAAAUUGGUUACGUGUUAGAAUCUACACGUUUUCAAAGAUAAAAUUCGGUUCCAUGGGAAAAUAAGGAUCUCGUGAUCUUACAGGACGGUGCAAUGUUAAUUCCGUAUUAUUUCUUCUUUUACGUAUUUGUAAUAUAUAUAUAUAUAUAUAAUAUUUCUUUUUCUGACAGUGGUAUAAGAUGACCAAAAUUUUAGGACGAACAGUUUAGUGCUAUGUACCUUUAACUGUUUACACGAAACGGAUAUUAAUAAUUGUAUUACGUACGAGGACAUUUUUUCCAGAAAUAUAUAAACACACCAAGUCUAGUCAUUUGAUAUUUAGCAAAGUACGUGUUAUUUUAUCGUGCCAUUGUGCUAGCCAACUUUCCAGCCACACGCACGCCAAGCCGCGUUAUACGUUCUUCUCAUGCUUCACAUACAUCGAUCUUUGCAUACGGAAGUCUUGGAACGGAUCUCGAAUCGACGCGAGACGACGCGUCACAACGAAUGAUACGAUCACAUCGCAGGAACGCUAAUGUGGAAGGAUUUAGGGAUGGAUCCGCGACGAUCAAGCCUCGAGAGAUCGAUUCGCUACGCCGGUGGCGGUUCACUAGACUUUGAUCUACGGAAAUGGUAUUUUUUGAUCGAAGCUUGGUUUCGCCCGGAACCAAAUUUGUUUUUAGAAUUGGAAAUUAAAAUAUUUGUCGAGUUACCGAAAUCGAUUUUCGCGAUAUUGCAAUUUAGGCGCUUAAUCCUGUUUCCUUUUUAUCCUUAAAACGUUUCUUAAGUUAGAGGAAGAUAGGAAAGAAUUGCUUUUCCAUGAUUUUGCUACUAGGUAGUCAGGGUGGAAUUUCUUGCGACAUGUGCAAUACUCGAUAAAUUUAAGAUCGAUGGUCGUUACGAUCAAACUGCUUUACACAAGGUUCUUCGUUUUCAGUAAUAUUAGCAAAUAGAGUUUUCUUUAUAUAAUCUAGAUUGCUGUCGAUAUCAUGUCGAGAGUGGAUUUCUCGCAGAGGAUGCGCCACUAUCGUUCGACCAAUCUUGACAACCGAGAUUUCUCCCGUAUACUUCUCGAGAAAGAGUUUCGAAGCUUUCAGUCUUUCAGGUCUCUCGGCUAUUUCUUUUAAAUAAAUGUUUCGCUGUGUAUGGUUUCCUUAAAGGGAAAACUGAUACACUUACCACUUUCCAGUUUAUUGGCAUCGACGAGCAAACAUUUUCUUACCAAAUUUAAAUUUGACUUUGCCCUCAAACACCGAAUCGAACGCAUUUAACUUCCGAUAGAAAAUAGAAUUCUACGUAAACUUUCUCUCGCAUUGUAAAACGAACAAAAUCUACUAGCACAGAUUAAUAUAAUUUGUGGAUAUGAAAAAGAAUGCUUUUGCAAUACGGUUCAAAGGAUCGAGCGGCCGCUGAAAACAUUCGCAAAGAUUCAAAAUGACCGCGACGCGACGGCGCGAAUCGAGUUCUCGGUGGCCCGAAACUUUCGGCGAAAAUAAAUUUCCACGGGGGGCGGUAGCACGUACGAGCCAACCAUCCGUGCGGCCAUCCGAAACACACGUACUUCUAUACACGUACACACGUACAAAAGUGUCGCGAAAAGUGGGAAAAUUAUGGUACAGGGUAAUUUGAUAUUAUAUGAUGCACUACCUCAGAGACAAGGCUUUUUACGCGAUAUAAAAUUUCUAAUUAAUCGCAUUAACGGAGCGAAAAGGGAUGGGAAAAUGGAGGAGAACGCGCAAGCGCGACCGCGAGAACCACUCGAGAUUUUUCGUCGGUGUUUUCGUCGACAGAGGUUUUCCGGUCGCGACGUCCGUUUCACGCGGCUCGAACGUGAUGAAACGACCGACCACCCCUUCGUGUCUCUCGGAAAACACGCGCUUCGUCCUCCGUUUUCUCCCUCUCUUACUCCGGUUGUUUCGCUUUUUUUUCUCUCUUAAAAAAAAAAAAAAAAAAAAAAAAGAAGGAAAAAGAGGACUACUCGUACUUGGCUGCGUUUGUUGGUAGUCGAUUGAACUUCUUCUCGGUCGCUGAUUCGUACCUGAUGCGAGGAUUACGCGGUGUUAUGUCGGCCACUUGAAACCGAUCCACUUUUUCCACGUGUCUAAGACUUCUGUGACAUGUCUACGACUUCCUGCCAGGGUGUCGUUGAAAAUAUCGCGUGUUUCGUUACAGUAGCGGAACAGAAUGGGCGAUGAAAAUAAGUAUGAUCGAAAGUUGAAUCGUCACGGUUGGAACGAUCGAUGCCUAAAGACUUUGCCGAGAUGAGAAUUAAAUAAUAAUAUUAAUUUCGUGACGCCCGGCAUUGAGAAGAGAAAAUAUUGUCAAUCGAAUACCAGUGACGAGUAGAUUAUAUCAUUCAGCUUUGUCAAUUAAUCCUCGUUCGUUCUUAUAUCAAAGGAUCGAUAGAAUGAAAUAGAACAUUUAAUUAGGAAAUUUGUCUGGAUUUUCAGAAAUUACUUCUUCUUUUACUUACAAUUAGCAUAACUAGUUUAUGAUUGUUUCAUUUACCUACAAGGUUUCAAUUCGUAUGCUAUUCGUAUUCUUACUCAGAGCCUGGCUGUCAAGACGUUAAUAGCAACGGUAAAUAAGAAAAUACGAGAAACGACUAAUAUAUUUCACGAGACACUCGAAUCGUGAUCGGUCACGAGACUUCGCCGUUCCAAGACACUCUGGACCACGUUUUGUUCCCUUCGCCGAAGCAUACUCCUCGAGCAUGUGUAUAUCAGUGUUACGCAACAAACAUCCGUUUAAUUAGACUCUCCGAUUCUCCAGUAAAACAGCUUUUCCUCCUCCUCCUUCUCCUCCACGAAGAAGAAGCUUUCUGCCGAGCAACUGUCGCGUUACCGUCGAGAACGUCGUUGUCGAGUCUCUCUCUCUCUCUUGUUAAAUAGAUGACGAGCUAUAAACGAUUUGUCAGCAGUCAAUAGGGUAUAAUUGAAGAUAUUCGCGAGUCGAAAUCGUGACGACGAUCGAAGGCACGAACGAAAUAUAUUAUAAAUAUAAUAGAAAUCGUGCCUCGUCUGAUAUGAAGGACAUCGUUUCCCACGAUUUUGACACGCAGCUGGUGUACCGCAAUUCGAUUGAACGUUUUCUACGGCGAACGGGGAUUGUGUACUGUACAUUAGUAAAAUUUAUAUUUUUGGAUGAAGAAAAAAUACGAAAAAAAAAAAUGAAACAAAACAAAGAGAACGUAAUGGCCGGUGAACGAUAACGGGCCGAAUUAGGGAAAAAGAUCGCUUGCGAGAGCGAAAGCACCGCCAUUCUGUCGGUUCUCCAACGGUCGGGAGCCUCGGUUCUCGACGUCGUACACUUCGUUCGGAUUCGCAUCGACCACUUCUGCGUUCACCGUCGCUUAGAUAAAAAGAACCAAAGGUGUUGCAGAUUUAUUUCCAUCCAAGAUUUCGAAUUCCUUUCGAUUUCGCGAGUGAUCGUCGCAUUUGUACAGAAUCUUUCGAUUCGCCGCUCGUCGUGAUUAUUAUUUGCAGGUUUUAUAAGACGAUCGGUGUCUAUGAUGAACUUCUUUUUUGGUACGAUGAUGAUUUAUCUUUUCUUGUUUUUUUUUCUCUUUACCGUUUUUACACUAUGUCAGAGCGAUGCCUUUAUUUUGACGAACAACAGCGUGAGUUUCGAAAGACUGUCACGAGAUUUGUAUGGGCAAAGUGGACGACAAGGAACAGUACCAUAGCUUCUUUGAGAUACGACGACUUCAUUCCUCCAGCAGAUUGGUUCGUUAAACGUUUUUCUGUUGUUCCUUCGAAAAGAAAAAAGAAACGUUUGGUGAACGAUAUCACGUAACACGAGGAUAACGUUAAUCCUUUUUAAGAACGCGGAUCACGUCGAUGCAACGAAAUGGAAUUUUGCGCAAAUUCUUAAAAUCACUUUGUUCGUUGUUUUAACAAACUGCGUGUUUAAAGAAGCAAGUUGCAUUUCGUUGGCGUUACUUUGAAAUUACGAUGUGAUCGCGCUUCGAUCAUUCUUUCGAUACCGAAACUUCGUAGUCCGAGCAGUGACGCGGAAGUGGUCACGCAGUUUUCUUAUUAUCUGUAAUAAUAAUACUGAUAACGAAUACAGUGUAUGAGUAUUAACAAAUUUAUUAACGAGAAUAAUAUAUUAUUGCGACAGUAAUCUACGUAAGUGUUGUGAAUAAUGGAGAUAAUAUUGUUGCUGUGAUUACCUUUAAGAUUGUAAGUAGUAGGAUAUAGAACCACUGUUAGGUGUCACUGUCUCGAUUCAAUAAAUGUUAUUUCAUUUUAA